Molecule: messenger RNA, 1548 nt
Organism: Diaporthe amygdali
Lineage: Eukaryota; Fungi; Ascomycota; Sordariomycetes; Diaporthales; Diaporthaceae
Exons: 2
Coding region: 1-1548 (515 amino acids)
Biological process (GO): transmembrane transport
Molecular function (GO): transmembrane transporter activity
Source: RefSeq, a predicted model, not a curated record
AUGGCAUCUUUGCCGACGGGCGUUGUGACCGGCGAGAAGUCGGAGUUCAACGAGAACGAAACCGUCGAGAGGUACAACCAAGCCAUUGAUCAUGAUCGGGAAACGUUUCUCCCUCGGCCCUCGGACGACCCGAAAGACCCUUUGAACUGGGCUCUCUCUCUCAAGGUUGCAGUUCUUAUCCAAGUCUGUCUCCUCGCCGCUCUCGGCACUAUUAACACUGCCAUCAUCAAUCCGGCCUACAGCCAGCUCGCCCGUGACUUUGACAUCACCAUCGUCCAAGCUUCCUACCAGACCACCGUCGUUAUCGUUCUCAACGGCAUUGGUCCUUUUAUCUGGGUCCCUUUGGCAAAUGCCUACGGACGGAGACCGAUAUACCUCGUCAGCACGUUGCUGGGUUUUGCCUCCAUCCUCGGUUCCGCAUACGCGCGCACCUACAGCCAGCUCAUUGGUGCCCGCGUGUUGAACGGUCUUUUCCCUGCCGCGAUGGCCCUGGGCCCCAGCACCGUGGUGGAUUGCUUCUUUUUCCACGAACGAGGACGGGCCAUGGGGUUGUUCACCGUGAUUCUGACCACGGGUGCGCAUAUCGCGCCUAUCUUGGGUGGGCUCAUAGGUCAAUUCCUAGGAUGGCGAUGGAUCUUCAAGUUUACUGCCAUCCUGGACGGUGUCAUGUUUCUGGUGAUUCUCGUCGGUUUGCCCGAGACGCUCUACGUGCGCAACACCGAUCAACUGACGCAUACAAUCCCGACGGACAGGAGGGAAAGGGAGGCACCCUCUCUGGGACUCAAGGCCUACGCCGCCCGCCUCAAACCCUACGCAGGGCCCUUCCCAGCUACCAAGCUGCGUUGGAGUGACUUCGUCUGGCCCGCGCUCCGCAUGGCUCAGUACCCGUCCGUCCUCUUCCCCGCGGCCUAUUACGCCGCGCAGUACGGCUUCGGCAGUAUCUUGCCCGCGGUGACCGUAGCGGCCAUCUUCAGCGAACGUUUCGGCUGGGACACUCUCGAAAUCGGCCUCGCCUACGGCGGCGCUCUCACUGUCGGCGGGGUUCUGGGCGAGAGUGUCGCAGGCGUGAUCCUUGACGCCAUCGUGAAGCGCGCGAGACACCGCCUUGGUGGGGUCAAUCCGGAGCCCGAGGCGCGGCUACAGGCGAUCUGGACGGGCGCGGUCCUGCUGCCUGUGGGCCUGCUGAUCUACGGAUUUACAAUUGAGUACCGAACGCACUGGUUCGUGCCUCUGUUCGGGAUGGGGCUGAGCGUGUUUGGGUUGCAGCCAAUUGCAACGACGUGCUAUACGUAUAGUAUUGACUGCUACCGCGAACAGGGCGGGGAUGUCGCAACAUUCUUCAAUUUUCUUAGGCAGAUAUUUGGGAUGACGUUUGCGUUUUAUGUGGUGUUGCUUUGUCGGAGGAUCGGGUAUCAGUUUGCGUUCUUGUUGUUUGUCAUCUGGGGGAGCGUGCUUGGUUUCGUACCUAUCUUGAUUUUGAUGUGGAAGGGGAAGGAGAUCAGGCUUUGGUUUGAGAGAAAACAGGAGGAAAGGUCAGAGUUGCGCUAG